Molecule: messenger RNA, 1562 nt
Organism: Branchiostoma belcheri (Belcher's lancelet)
Lineage: Eukaryota; Metazoa; Chordata; Leptocardii; Amphioxiformes; Branchiostomatidae
Product: ankyrin repeat domain-containing protein 45-like
Exons: 6
Coding region: 178-903 (241 amino acids)
Molecular function (GO): protein binding
Source: RefSeq, a predicted model, not a curated record
GGAAUCGUCCGUCGUGACGUCACGCCGUUGCUACAACUAAAAAGUUGGAGACUUGUCUGGGACAUUUUCGGAAAAGUUGCAGGACUUUUCUCCCGGUUUUGCAAUAUUUUUACAACAUAAGUGCACCCGUAUACGCCUGUAUCUUCAUUUUUUAGCUGAUAAAGUUUAGUUUGAGCCAUGACGGCGGCCCAAGAAGAAGAAAACCAAGAGUCGGAGGAGCCCGCCCCCCCUCCUCCCGAUCUGAGUAUCAACCUGGCCAUGGCAGCCGCCCUGAGCGGGGAGGUGUCGCGGUUGUGCCGGGCUUUGGACGACGAAGAAGACCCUUACCAUCCACAGAUCCAGGAACGACUGAAUGAGAGAGACUUGGAAGGGAAGUCUCCGCUGGACAUGGCCUCCAUGUUGGGGAGAGACAACGUGGUGAAGGAGCUGCUGGUACGAGGGGCUGAUCCAAACAUCGCAACACCCAGGGGUUACACCGCGCUCCACCGGGCAGCAUCCUGGGGCAAGCUGGGGUGUCUGAAGAUCCUGGUACAGUUCCAGGCCGACCUUCAGAAGAAGUCGCACCACGGCGAGCGGGCGAGGGAGAUCGCCGUCAGAUACGGGAUGGACGACUGCGUACAGUAUCUAGAUAGACAAGAAGCGAGACAAACGUUGAAAUCUUACGUUGCGUCGAUGAGGGAAACCCUGGCAGACCCUGAGAAGAUGGGAGCAGCAAAGCUAACCAAGGAAGAAAAAUCAUCCACGAAUGCGGCUCUGACAGAAAAGGAGCAGUGGUUAGAGAACACCACCGACGCUUCCGUUCAGGACUAUCUGGACAAGAAGAACGAACUAGAACAACAGAUGGAAACUGUCAUGCUGAAAAUCUCAGGCCAGGCACCUGAAACUCCAGCAGGCAAGAAGUAAAGGGCUGGAUGAUGUGCUCCUUCUGAGAACGACUUUUUAAGGAGUUGGAUUGACUAAGAGAUUUUAGGGUUCAAUAUCAACUUCCUACUGUUGUAGCUGAUACUGUGAUAGUAACAGACACAUCUGAUUGUCCAAAGAGUUUGUACUAAGUAACAGUAAACAGUGCUUCAUCGUGAUGGAUAAAAUAAGGUCUGUCCUAGUAUGACCUGUCAUCACCCAAUGAGAAAAAAACAACAUUGGGGGUUGCAAGAAGACAGUUAUCUUUGCACUCAGGUGUCAUCGUGCCAGGAAAUUUUUUUUUACAAAAUUAUUCAGAAGCAAUAUUUGCACUGUGAAAGGGACACAGUAGUCACCUACUAAACAAGCUGUUUUGUUGUUUGAGAUGUUGUAUAUAUUCCUUAUGUACUGAUUUUAUAUAAAUCUACCCAGCCACUAGAUUUUUAAAGAGGAUGCUGGAACAUGCAGUACUUUUAUAUCCACAGCAAAACACCUAUGGACACUUUCAACAUGUAUAUACAUGGUGAAUCUCCGAAUUUCACCACAUCUGCCAAAUGAAUAAUUCCUAAUAUUAUUACAUACUUUGGGUGCACAAUGUGGAAAAAAUUAUGACCACUGUUUAUGUCAUAGUUGGAUUCCAAUAAAUGUAUUCAGCAAUACAA